This is a messenger RNA of Formica exsecta, 3272 nucleotides long. RefSeq names its product protein phosphatase PP2A 55 kDa regulatory subunit (gene tws). Gene Ontology annotation, molecular function: protein phosphatase regulator activity; protein binding. Gene Ontology annotation, biological process: peptidyl-serine dephosphorylation. Gene Ontology annotation, cellular component: protein phosphatase type 2A complex; cytosol. The record is from RefSeq and is a predicted model, not a curated record. Bases 590 to 1999 code for a protein of 469 amino acids. The transcript is spliced from 10 exons. Lineage: Eukaryota; Metazoa; Arthropoda; Insecta; Hymenoptera; Formicidae.
ACCAGUUCGCGUGAGACGAAUGGUCGGUGUCGCGCAGUCACGUCUUGCACCACCGCUAAAGGAACGUUGUCGCGCGCGUGUUGCGUGCGUGCGUACGUGCAUUCCGUAUAUCGCACGCAUCGCUCUCUCGAAAAGCUCGAACACCUGCAAUUAGCGCGAAUCGGCAGUAUAGUGCGUGGCUUGGCACGCACUUCGUGCGAUUGAGGAGACACGGUUAGACCCUCGUGCUAUCCCGACACGUUUCGGCGACGCCGAAUACGUCAAAUCGUGCAUCCUGAAAGAGAGGAAGAGCCACCCGUGCACGACGAGGACGACGAAGACGACAACGACAUAGCUGCGAUCGGCACUCGCUAUUCUUACGGCGACGACAAGGUGACGAAAGUGGAAGCUGAAACGGCCACGAGGAUAACAGGUGGCAGGAAGCUAAGAUUAGCGAAGUGUCACCACGCGUCACGCCGGUGUGGUGGGUCUAUGGGGGGCACCGCUUCAGCGGUCCCCCGGCUCAAGUCCAAACGGCAAUUGCCGGAACGGCAGUGCCAUCCUGGCACGAGCCAAGACCGCCCCGAUUCCGAUACCACCGUCCAAACGGAUGAAGAGCCCCUCCAAUAUCAUGAGGCAGUCCAGCCUCACGAAACUCGGUUCCAUGAUCAAUACAGCUGUGAACAAACGUGCCGGCAAUGGUGACAUACAGUGGUGUUUCUCGCAAGUCAAGGGGACUUUAGAAGACGAUGUUACAGAAGCUGAUAUAAUCUCGUGCGUCGAAUUUAACCAUGAUGGCGAUCUUCUUGCAACAGGGGAUAAGGGUGGACGUGUUGUCAUUUUUCAAAGAGACCCCAUUAGUAAAAACAGUAUACCACGAAGAGGCGAAUACAACGUGUAUAGCACCUUCCAAAGCCAUGAGCCUGAAUUUGAUUACCUAAAAUCACUAGAGAUAGAAGAAAAAAUUAAUAAAAUUAGAUGGCUAAAAAGAAAAAACCCUGCCCACUUUUUACUUUCCACAAAUGAUAAAACAAUCAAGUUAUGGAAAGUUAGUGAGAGAGAUAAAAGAGUAGAGGGGUAUAAUACUAAGGAGGAAAAUGGUGCGAUCCGUGAUCCUGCCUGCAUCACUGCCUUGAGGGUGCCAACCAUAAAACCAAUGGAGUUGAUGGUGGAGGCAUCACCAAGGAGAAUAUUUGCCAAUGCGCACACCUACCACAUAAACAGUAUAAGUGUCAACAGUGAUCAAGAGACAUACCUCAGUGCUGAUGAUCUUAGAAUUAAUCUUUGGCACCUUGAGAUAACUGACCAGAGUUUUAAUAUAGUAGACAUUAAACCAACUAAUAUGGAAGAAUUAACAGAAGUCAUAACUGCAGCGGAAUUUCAUCCUGCAGAAUGCAAUGUAUUGGUAUACAGUAGUAGCAAGGGAACUAUUAGACUUUGCGAUAUGAGAUCCGCUGCUCUUUGCGAUCAGCAUAGCAAGCUCUUUGAGGAGCCAGAAGAUCCAACCAAUAGAAGCUUUUUCUCGGAAAUUAUUUCAAGCAUAAGUGAUGUAAAACUCAGUAAUUCUGGAAGAUACAUGAUUAGUAGAGACUACCUCAGUGUGAAAGUGUGGGAUUUGCAAAUGGAGACAAAACCGAUCGAAUGCUAUCCCGUACAUGAAUACUUAAGAUCAAAAUUAUGUUCAUUAUACGAAAAUGACUGCAUCUUCGACAAGUUUGAAUGUUGUUGGAGUGGUAAUGACUCGUCUAUCAUGACGGGCUCGUACAACAAUUUCUUUAGAGUAUUCGAUCGUACGACUAAACGCGAUCUUACCUUAGAGGCAGCCCGCGACAUUGCCAAACCAAAAACGCUCCUGAAGCCGAGAAAGGUAUGUACUGGUGGUAAGCGCAAGAAGGAUGAGAUUAGUGUUGACUGUCUGGACUUCAAUAAGAAAAUACUUCACACUGCAUGGCAUCCAUCUGAAAAUGUGGUGGCUGUCGCUGCUACGAACAAUCUCUUCCUAUUCCAAGACAAACUCUAGCACAUCUGUAUGCAAAUUAUACAACGGUACAUAUUAACGUGAGCUAGGCACGUUGAACUGAUGAAAGCUCCCAAUGCAACCACGGGUGUCCGAAUAAUACUGACGAUAGUCGACUGCUAGUCUGUCAGUGGUUGACUGACCGAGGAGUGGUGUACGUAGCGCCGUCCACGCAGCUCACAUUCAUACAUGCUAUAUACACAUAGACAUACAGGAUUGCACCUCAUACUUUGUCGCGCACAUAUUGUGCAUAUUGAAAAGAGAUGCAAACACGGGAUUAUACGCAUAACUCUCCAGGCUAUCGAGUUCGCUGGCUCAAAUAUAUUUGCAGAUAAAAGAGACGUACGCAUUUGGCAGAAUAUGUGAUUCAUCCAAUUUACAGACUCGUGUUGGCAGUUAAUAUAUGAUUUAUAAAUAACUAAUAAUUAGUAAUUUUUUGCUUGUAUUAUAGAAAAUGUGCCAUUAUACGGUGCAGUCUAUAUGUGAUCACUGUAGACCAGAGUGUUUGAUUAUCGCAUUGGUGAACAGCGACGUGAGUAGAGCGAGAAUGAAUUACGAGUUGCUUGCUGGCUCGUUUAUGUAUGAUCAAUACGAAUAUGUGGUAUAAAGUAUUAAGUUUUUCUUAAUUAAAUGCCUAACUAGCGCGAGAAAAACGAGAGAUCAGUCGUGCCAACGAGAUUAAUCUGUAAUUAUUGUAAUAUUCUAAUUUUUUAUAUUGUCACACAUACACGGCACCAGUUAACUGUAAACAGAAAAUAUGCCACAACUGCGCUGAAGUUUCCUUUCGCUUUGCAAUUAAUAAUCGAACUGAGUGUGAUCUUGAAGUUACGAAAAUGAAGAAUAAAUGAUAUUUACCAAUAGUUUUGCUUACAAAAUCGAAAUAAUGAUCGUCGCCAAUACAGUUACCAUGACCAGCAAGACGAUUUCGUUACACUAAUUUGUCUAAAUUAUAUAUAUAUAUAUGUAUAUCUACAUUUUAAUAUCACCACAUGCUAAAAACAUAUAUAGGCCUAUUUUCAAGUUAGUUUAUUACUCUUAUACAUAAAUCGUUUGUCUCAGUCGCCAAUACGAGUCAAAAAUAAUAAUGGAAAGUAAUCGAGCUUUCCUCCCAUUAUAUAUCUAAAAAAAGCUAAAUGUUGCUGCAUUAAAUGUAUCGAGCAAUAAGUGUGUGGCGCCGAUUUAAAACAAUGUAUAUCAAUUGUCAUUUUCUAAAAUUGCCCGAUCGGGAGUAAAUGGAAAUCGAAUAGAUAUGGAAUACAGAUUUUUUCUAAUCUUU